AGCAAAAUAUGUUUGUCAUUAGCGAUCGCAUUGCUGAACGCAUUUCCGACAUCCGAGCAGUGCGCGCCGGCGCCGUGUAUGAUGCCGCCCCCGCCGCCGCCCAUGCCGUACUUAGCGCCCCCCCUCAUGGCCAUGCCGCCCCCAGUGUUCCUACCGCCCCCGAUGCCGCUGCCCGCCCCAGCCCCAGCCUACGCCUUGUUCUUCACUGGAAACAGAGGCAAAGGCGGCGACAUGACAACCACCACUAGCACCACCACACAGAACCCGAUGGACGGAAUGAACUUCGCGAUCGCCAUACCCAUCGCUCCUUCCUUCGGCAUGCCGGCUCCACCCAUGAUCAAAUUCUCAGACAACUGUAAACCCAAUAAACCCAAUAACGACUGCCGAGAAUCCUCCGACAGUGCCAGCACAUCCUCUGAGUCUAAAUCGAUUCAAGCCGAUUCCAUGUGCUCCGACGAGAAGCCCAGGGGCAGGGGUAAGAAGAAGCGGAGGAAAAGCAGGAAGAAGAGCAGAAGGAGUCUGAAGAAGCGGCCGCGGCUGGUGAAGCCGGUGCUGUCAUAUGUGGCGAGGGACGGGAAGGUGCACUUCGAAACUAAGAUAAGCAAUGUGGAGGCGUUCCAACUACUCAACGAUCGAGACAAGAAGUCUGCGAGAAGCGAUGACGCACCGAGGUCAGUGAAGAUUGUCACCAAAUCAGAUGGUGACGGGAAAAAUCGGUUGGUGGUUAUUGCAAGUGGUGAAGAAGUGAUUCUGGAUGGAGCUCGGAGGAACGCGCCUCGCAGGGUGAACACAGAAGUGAAUCAACUGACGCGCGGGAAAAAGCGAAUAAUUUUUAAUCCACCCGAGAACAGAAAAAUUACGAAUAUGUCUAUUGCCUUCCAAAUUGAAUGAUAUCCAUGAUAAGUUGAUAACACUAAGUAUUUAGAUGGUUUCAGUGUAUGUUUUAUACUUAAAGUUUUAUACCUCUACUUGUAUUUUUGUAGUGAUUGAAUAAAUAUUUCUUAACUA
Messenger RNA from Plutella xylostella (diamondback moth), 1008 nucleotides. RefSeq lists its product as uncharacterized. NCBI's taxonomy places the organism in Eukaryota, Metazoa, Arthropoda, Insecta, Lepidoptera, Plutellidae. The record is from RefSeq and is a predicted model, not a curated record.